AUGACUUGUGAGGGUAAGCAGACAAUUCCGCGCAAGAAACUGUCGGAGCGGGACAUCUUCGACUCGAAAGGACUGCCCAGACUAGGUCUGAUCAAAAGCCACAUGAAGCAAGAGGGACGUCUGUCUGAGAACUGCGCUCUCAGAAUCAUUAAUCAGACUGCUAAAAUGUUCGCGACUGAGCCGACAUUACUGCAGGUGACAGCCCCAGUGAUGGUAGUGGGGGACAUACAUGGACAGUACUAUGACCUGCUGAAGCUUCUCACCAUAGGGGGGAGUGCCAGUGUGAACAAGUACCUGUUCCUCGGGGACUACGUAGACAGGGGCAUGUUCAGCAUAGAGUGUGUGUUGCUACUUUACACAAUGAAGAUUGCAUAUCCCAAACAUGUGCUGCUUCUCAGAGGAAACCACGAAAGUCGACAUCUGACUAAAAUUUUCACCUUCCGUGAAGAAUGUCUGUGCAAGUACAGUGAGACAGUGUACAAAGCAUGUAUGGAGUCGUUUGACACGCUACCUCUUGCGGCCAUAGUGAACAAACAGUUCUUCUGUGUGCACGGGGGACUAUCCCCCCAUAUCAAAGACGUGGCAGAGGUUGAGAAAAUCAACAGGUUCCGAGAACCCAACAGAAGAGGAGACAACAUGAUGGACUUGUUGUGGUCUGACCCGAUGAGGGAUUACGGGGAGGAGAAGACGGCUGACCUGUAUACUUCCAAUGUGGCCAGACAGAUAUCGUACUACUACUCAUACAAGGCAGUGGCCAACUUCCUCUACCGCAAUGGACUCAUCUGUGUGGUGCGUGCUCACGAGGCGCAGGAUGCUGGAUUCAGGAUGUACAAGCCCCUGCCCAAGUCCAAGUUCCCCUCCCUCAUCACCAUCUUCUCCGCCCCCAACUACUGCGAGACAUAUGGCAACAAGGCCGUCAUCCUCUGCUACGAGAAGAAAAACAUGAAUUUGAAGACAUUUCUGGCACAGACGCACCCCUACUGGCUGCCCAGUUUCCAGAACGGACUCUGCUGGUCCCUCCCCUUCGCAGCCCGCAUGAUCACACAGCUACUGUUCGCGCUAUGCCAAGUCUGCACUGUGGAGGAGUUGUCGGGUGCGAGUACAGGGGCGAGAGACAUGGACGACACUCUGACCAAUAAGGUGAAGGCAGUGGGCAAGAUGGCCAAGUACUACGACAAGAUGGCCAGCGACAACAAACUAGCCGUCCGCAUGAAAGGACUAGGAGACAAUGAGCAACUGAGGAAAGACAUCCUGACGGGAAAAGAGAGCAGCUCGGAGGCGAAGAAGGUGAGAGCGGGCAAUGCACGUAACCUGCAGUUCAAUGAGGCCAAGAAACUGGACUCGGACAACGAGGCCAUCAACCCUACAGACGAUGUCGCCUCAGUCACUUCCAGCGGCAGGUCCAAAUACAAUGCCAGCAAUGCAUCUACCAGAAGAUCACGGUCGCAUCGUCCGAGUUCGAGUCGCAGUCAGAGAAGUCAAGGAAGUUCAAAGAGUCAUGGCAGUGCGAGGAGUCACCGCAGCCCAGGGGCAUCAGGGAGUCGACCAGGGUCACGUGGAACACAUGCAAGUAACGCUAGACCAGGCUCGAAACAUCGGAGUCACGCGAGCAGUGGAACGUCUCCUCAUGACCAGACACAAAUAUCUGGUUCUGGCUUCUUCGUCCCUGAGAACUCCCCCACAGGCACCAAAGUGACCACCAUGGAGCCCCUCAACACGACCAGUUUUUCCUUGAACACGUAUGGCUCCCCCAAGUGGGGCAUUGUGUCUCCUCCCUCAGGAAUACCAUUUGUGAUGGGUGAUGUCGAUGCAGAGUCGGGAUCGAUCGAAGUUGGAAGUGAGACACAGCUUCUGGACUUCGAAACACAAACUGAGUGGUGGGUGACAGUGGCUGUCUUCGCCCAGUACACUCCAUUCAAUGGGUACAAACUGGUUUCCAUCCAUGUGGUAGAUGUAGACGAGGCUCCUUCAUUCUACCCCAUGGAAAACACCAUAACCAUCACUGAAGACACGACACCUGGUAAUGAAGAGUUGAUUAUGCUUCAUUGA
This is a messenger RNA of Symsagittifera roscoffensis, 2049 nucleotides long. Its product is annotated as protein phosphatase 3 catalytic subunit alpha-like. NCBI's taxonomy places the organism in Eukaryota, Metazoa, Xenacoelomorpha, Acoela, Convolutidae. Gene Ontology annotation, molecular function: calmodulin binding; calmodulin-dependent protein phosphatase activity. The coding region runs from base 1 to 2049 and encodes 682 amino acids. The record is from RefSeq and is a predicted model, not a curated record. Gene Ontology annotation, cellular component: calcineurin complex; cytoplasm. The transcript has 12 exons. Gene Ontology annotation, biological process: calcineurin-mediated signaling.